UGCAGGUAACCAUGAACGUGUAACUGCACCAUGUGGUUUCGGCUUAUCAAUGGAGUGCUUGUCUUGCUUACACUUUGCUUCCCAUCCACAUGGACUUAUAUCAAGAUGGACUAUCCCGAUUAUUGCUUCUACGAUGCGAUGCGUUUCGAUGAAGAUACAGGCUUCUUUUUCUAUCUUAAUCCUGUGAAGAACAUACAAUACAACGUGUCAGAAGAGGCACUACUAUCCACGAAUGCAAUGCGUCUGGACUUCGGAUACGCGUGCAGUGUCGUUUUGCAUGGAAUGCGAGAUCCCAUGAGACCGUGGGUUUUGUGUUGCAAAGUGCACUGAAAUAGAUGUCAAGACGCUCGCUUAUGUACAACUGAACAUGUCCCUUGAUGAUGAUGGUGAAGCAAAAGCGAUAUUUGAGUCCAUACGCACACUUUAGCAGCAGGCGCUCAACCAGUAACUCCUUAAUCCACAAAAGUACUUAUAACAUUUCACUGUUCUAAAGAAAUUACUUUUUGCAUGUUUCUGAAGUUACCUGGUAUCAUUCCAUUGGUCUGUUUAUGUAAGUGAGAUGAACUAUGCAGCGUGUUGAACACAGCCUAUCGAAAUUCGC
Molecule: messenger RNA, 601 nt
Organism: Dicrocoelium dendriticum
Lineage: Eukaryota; Metazoa; Platyhelminthes; Trematoda; Plagiorchiida; Dicrocoeliidae
Source: the annotation of a GenBank genome assembly